Messenger RNA from Acanthisitta chloris (rifleman), 2610 nucleotides. RefSeq names its product erythrocyte membrane protein band 4.1 (gene EPB41). The record is from RefSeq and is a predicted model, not a curated record. Gene Ontology annotation, cellular component: plasma membrane; cytoskeleton. The transcript has 19 exons. Bases 1 to 2610 code for a protein of 869 amino acids. Gene Ontology annotation, biological process: cortical actin cytoskeleton organization. Gene Ontology annotation, molecular function: actin binding; structural molecule activity. NCBI's taxonomy places the organism in Eukaryota, Metazoa, Chordata, Aves, Passeriformes, Acanthisittidae.
AUGACGACAGAGAAGAGCCCAGCGGCAGACGCCGACAGCUCGGAGCAGCAGCAAGCCAAGGAGGAGGAAGGAGCUGCUGAAACACAAAAGCAAGAGGCUUCCCUGGAGGAAGGGGCUCAGCCCACAUCGGAGGGGCAGCCUGGGGGGGGCCAGAAGCAGAAAGCCUCCAACGGCGACACCCCCACGCACGAGGAGCAGAGCAAGAAGGAACGUCGCACUUCCGAGGGCCGCGGGCUCUCCCGCCUCUUCUCCUCCUUCCUCAGGAGGCCCAAGUCUCAGGUGUCCGAAGAGGACAAGGACACUGAUGCUCCUAAAGAGUCAGGAGGUGACCAGAGAGAUGCAGGGUUAGGAGCCAGCCCUGAUGAAGACAUCCUGGUGAAGGCCCCGAUUGCAGCUCCUGAGCCUGAGCUCAAAACUGACCCAUCCCUGGAUCUCCAUUCCUUGAGCAGUGCAGAAACACAGCCUGCACAGGAGGAGAGGAGGGACGAGCAGGAGCCAGAGGGUAAAGACUUGGGAGACAAGGAGGAAGGGGAAGUGAAGGAAGAGAGUGCCAAGCCAGAGCCGAAACCAGAAACUCCAGAGACCAAAGCAGAGAAGGAUUUGAAAGCUGCCCAGAAGGCAGUGAAGAGACACAGGAACAUGUACUGCAAAGUUGUCUUGCUGGAUGACACCAUUUUUGAGUGUUCUGUGGAUAAACAUGCCAAGGGGCAGGAUCUACUCAAAAAAGUCUGUGACCACCUCAAUCUGCUGGAAGAAGACUACUUUGGUUUGGCCAUAUGGGACACACCAACCUCCAGGACGUGGCUGGAUCCUGCCAAGGAAAUAAAAAAGCAGGUUCAUGGAGGCCCCUGGGAUUUCACCUUCAAUGUCAAGUUUUAUCCACCAGAUCCUGCACAGCUCACGGAGGACAUAACCAGGUAUUACCUGUGUCUUCAGCUCAGGCAGGACAUCCUCACGGGGCGUCUGCCCUGCUCCUUUGCCACCUUGGCUCUGCUGGGAUCCUACACUGUCCAGUCUGAGCUGGGAGACUAUGAUCCCGAGCUGCACGGCCCAGAUUACAUCACUGAGUUCAAACUGGCCCCAAACCAGACAAAAGAGCUUGAAGAGAAGGUCGUGGAGCUUCAUAAAACGUACAGAUCCAUGACUCCAGCCCAGGCAGACCUGGAAUUUCUUGAGAAUGCAAAAAAGCUGUCCAUGUAUGGAGUCGACCUUCACCAAGCCAAGGACUUGGAAGGAGUAGAUAUCACUCUGGGAGUCUGUUCCAGUGGCCUUCUUGUUUACAAAGAUAAACUGAGAAUCAACCGUUUCCCCUGGCCCAAAGUCCUGAAGAUUUCCUACAAGCGCAGCAGCUUCUUCAUCAAGAUUCGGCCGGGGGAGCAAGAACAGUAUGAAAGUACAAUUGGAUUCAAGCUACCAAGUUACCGAGCAGCAAAGAAGCUGUGGAAAGUAUGUGUUGAACAUCACACCUUCUUCAGGCUGACUUCCACCGAGGCCAUCCCAAAGAGCAGGUUCCUGGCGCUGGGCUCCAAGUUCCGCUACAGCGGGCGGACGCAGGCGCAGACGCGGCAGGCGAGCGCCCUGAUCGACCGCCCCGCGCCCCAGUUCGAGCGCACGGCCAGCAAGAGAGCCUCCAGGAGCCUCGAUGGAGCAGUGGCUGUGAUAACCCCCGAGCGGAGUCCCCGACCCACCUCUGCCCCAGCCAUCGCCCAGAGCCACGUGGCAGAGCCAGUCCCAGCCAAGCCUGAUGUGAAGGAUGUGGCCACAGUUAAAGUAGGAAAGGAAGCAGCAAAACCUGAUGUGAGACGUGAAGAAUUCCCACCGGAGAAAGCCAAGCCAGAAACAACUGAUGCCUCAAAGGUGAGGAAAACACACAUUGAGGUCACAGCCCCCACCACGAAUGGUGCUCAGCCCCAGCAGCCUGCAGAGAAAGAGGAAGAGCUGAUAAGAAUGAGGAAGAAGAGAUCAAAGAGGCUAGAUGGUGAAAACAUUUAUAUCAGGCAUAGCAAUUUAAUGUUGGAGGACCUAGAUAAGACCCAAGAAGAAAUCAAGAAGCAUCAUGCCAACAUCAGUGAGCUGAAGAAGAACUUCAUGGAGUCCGUCCCAGAGCCUCGGCCGAGUGAAUGGGACAAACGUUUGUCCACUCACUCCCCGUUCCGAACCCUCAACGUCAACGGGCAGAUCCCCACGGGAGCUGACGGACCCCCACUAGUGAAGACACAGACUGUCACCAUCUCCGACGUGUCCAGCGCUGUCAAAAGUGAAAUCCCCACCAAAGAAGUCCCCAUUGUCCACACAGAGACUAAGACCAUCACCUACGAAGCUGCACAGACAGAUGGUGGCAAUGGGGAUUUGGACCCUGGCAUCCUGCUGACUGCCCAGACCAUCACUUCAGAAACCACCAGCAGCACCACCACCACCCAGAUCACCAAGACUGUAAAAGGUGGAAUUUCAGAGACACGGAUUGAGAAGAGGAUUGUCAUCACAGGAGAUGCAGAUGUAGACCAUGACCAGGUCCUAGCGCAGGCGAUCAAGGCCGCGAAGGAGCAGCACCCAGACAUGUCGGUGACCAAAGUGGUUGUGCACCAGGAGACUGAGAUUGCAGAGGAGUAG